This is a messenger RNA of Hordeum vulgare subsp. vulgare (domesticated barley), 472 nucleotides long. Its product is annotated as CLAVATA3/ESR (CLE)-related protein 2. Gene Ontology annotation, molecular function: receptor serine/threonine kinase binding. Gene Ontology annotation, biological process: cell-cell signaling involved in cell fate commitment. The record is from RefSeq and is a predicted model, not a curated record. Bases 87 to 347 code for a protein of 86 amino acids. The transcript has a single exon. NCBI's taxonomy places the organism in Eukaryota, Viridiplantae, Streptophyta, Magnoliopsida, Poales, Poaceae.
CCGCAUGCAGCAAAUCGUGCGUUCACCGAGCAGACUUGACGUUGCACUGCAGGUCCAAGUUCCUAGCUAGCCAAGCCUGUACGCGCAUGGCCAAAGCUUGCGCUCGCCGUGGUAUGGUGCUUCUGGUGUGCGUCCUCCUGGUUCUCUCCUCCGCAUCUACGACGGCGGCCGACGCGGCUGGCCGGCAAAGGGGUCAUGGCAGAGAGGCCACGUCGCCGGCGCCGGCGACAAUGGCAAUGGCGAGAGGGCGUUUCGUCAGGAAGGUGCUGCGGGAGGAGAUGGUUCAGGCGGACAUUGGCCAGUCUAAGAGGACCAGCCCCGGCGGCCCAGACCCGCAGCAUCAUUAGUUGAUGUCGGUUCACGGCUGCGUGCAUGCAGUUUCUAUGCAACCAACUGUGUUCUUGUCUUGGCAGCGAAAGCGAAGAUUUUGUUUUUUCACAAGCAUAUGUAUACAGUGUAUGUCGUCGUUGAU